CUCUCCUUCACAAGACAUAGGUCAGUUUCCUUUCUCUCCUUCCCAUAUAUAUAUAUAAACACUUCCUUACCUUCAAGAAGAAACUCCAUUCGCUUUAAGCGCCAUCUCUCUAGCUUUUCUUUAUAUUUUAUUGGGUUUAACAUUGUUAAUUUGUACUUUAUUUCCAUAUCUGAUAUGGAGCUCCAACUUGGUCUUGCUCUCCCAACUCCAAACAAAACCAAGGGGUUCGACUUGAACAACCGUGGAUUCGAUCUGCUGAAAGAAAUGAGGGGUUGGAACUACAAUGGUGGCCGCUUCGGAGACAAAGAUUGUGUUAAAAACAAACGUAGUUUUGAGCAGGCUUUUGCAAACUUCACAGAAGAGUGUAAAGCAACGUCUUUGCUUCUUUGGAGUGGUCAGCCAAACGAGGAAGAAGAUCAUAAAGAUCAAAAGAAAAGAACUUCUUCCACCAUUGAUGAGAAUGAUGCUGAGGAAGAUCAAGUUGUGGGGUGGCCACCCAUCAAGUCAUGGAGGAAGAAAAUGUUCCACCAGAAUCAAGCUGGCAGGAUUGAGAACAACCGGGCGACAGAGAAGGAAAAUGGUGGUAGAUCCAUUUAUGUCAAGGUGAAGAUGGAAGGAGUAGCAAUAGCAAGAAAGAUUGAUAUGAGGCUUUAUCACUCUUAUCAAUCACUCACCAACUCCUUGAUCACCAUGUUUGCCAAACGUCAAAAAUCUGAUGAAGAUGAUUAUAGACGUUAUACUCUCACCUACCAAGACAAAGAAGGAGAUUGGUUGAUUGCAGGAGAUAUUCCAUGGCAAACCUUUAUUAGGUCGGUGCAGCGGCUGGAGAUUGUAAGGAACUCGGGUGUGAAAGUUGGAGUGCACGAUAAGCGAAAAACUACGCCGAAGAAACAGGGUAAAAAUGGAAUCAGAAACGAUUUGAGUAAAAGGCUAAAGACGUCAUUUUAUAAUAAACGUUGUCAUGAAUGCUAUAACCCUUGUUUUCUGGUUCUGGAUAAAAUGGCAACCAACUUGACUUUUAAACGCUUGAGAUGCCUUAGGUGGACUCACAAACAAAUUUGGGAUUUGGGUUUGGAUCCUCUCUUUAAUCUUGAUGGCCUAUGUCGAAAAUGGUACAAAGGGGCAGUUGUUAUGUUAACGUCGAAGAAACUAAAACAAGCAAUAAAAUACAAGUAUCAGCUUUUCCCUCGGAGAAUCUUCAUUAUCCAUCUCUUUCUCCGUUCUUGUGUGCAUGUUUUCCACUGCUACUCAGUUAUGGGGUUUCUUAGCUUUUCUUUUCUCAUUCUUGGGUUGCUUCAGCUUGUUUCAGCACAACAAACCACUGAUCCAAAUGAAGUGGCUGCACUCAGCAAGAUCUUAGAUUAUUGGAACUUGGGAAGUAAGAUCAAUCUAACCAUUGACCCCUGCAGCCAGAAUGCACCGUGGACCUCGGAGGAUUCAAAUCCUCGUGUUGCCUGUGACUGCUAUAGCAGUCCCUGCCAUGUCACCCAUUUGAAGAUAUAUGCUUUGGAUAUUAAGGGUGAGAUACCCGGAGAAUUGUUUGAGCUUAAGGAGCUGAUGGACUUGAACCUAGGUCAGAAUGUGUUAAACGGGUCCAUUCCUGGUGAAAUCGGACAGCUAUCAAAAAUGCAAUACCUUAGCCUUGGCAUAAACAAUCUCACAGGUGCAGUGCCCUCAGAGCUUGGCAAUUUAACCAAGUUGCUUUCCCUAAGUUUUAGCUCAAACAAUUUCUUUGGACCGUUACCCAAAGAGCUUGGAAGUUUGACAUCUUUGCAACAGCUAUAUAUUGAUAGCAGUGGAGUGAGUGGACCAAUCCCUCAAGAAUUUGCAAAUUUGAAAUCCCUUCAGAUUCUCUGGGCAUCUGAUAAUCUCUUAACUGGGAAGCUGCCAGAAUAUUUUGGGACCUUUACAGAAUUCAGAGACAUGCGACUUGAAGGGACAUCUCUUGAAGGUCCAAUCCCAAGCAGUUUCGCUGCUCUAACUAACUUGGAGGAUCUGAGAAUUGGUGAUCUCAAUGGGGAAGAUUCUUCUCUUGAUUUUUUGGACAACCAAACAAGUUUGUCCACACUAUCUUUGAGAGAUUGCCUACUGUCGGGACAAAUACCGGAACGUCUUGGCAAAUUCACCAAAUUGAAAUACAUGGACUUGAGUUUCAACAAGUUGACAGGUCAAAUACCAACCUCUUUCCAGGGGUUCUCUUCCUUACAGUUUUUGUAUCUUGGAAACAACAACUUGAGUGGGGAGUUGCCUGAAGACAUCAUAACUCUAGAGCUUAUUGCAUUGGAUGUUUCAUUCAAUCCCCUUUCUGGAAAUUUACCUCGACAAUUUGCUAAGGUGAAAUCAAUGAAUGUUGUUGGAACUUCUAUCAAUGCAAAUGAUCUACAGGACAGCAAGGUUUCUGGGAUGUUGGAGUGCCUCCAAGGCAAAACCAAGUGCAAAAACAAGGUUCCAUCCACUUCAUUUUCUAUCAAGUGUGGAGGUACAGCCCAAAAAUCUGCUUCUGGCAUUGAAUUUGAUGAUGACUCUGAAAUACUCGGGGCUGCCUCGUUUUUCACAAACACUGACAAUCAAUGGGCAGUAAGCAGUGCUGGAAUUUUCAUUUCAAACCCAAAUGGAAAUAGAUAUACUGCAAAGACAGAUUCUCAGAUCACAGGAACUUUAGAAUCAGAGCUGUAUAUAACAGCAAGGAUUUCACCUAGCUCUUUGAGGUACUAUGGCCUUGGUUUAAAGAAUGGAAAAUACAUUGUUGAGCUUCAUUUUGCAGAGAUAGAAAUGGAUGACACUGUGUCUUGGAAAGGUCUGGGGAGACGCUUAUUUGAUGUGUACAUCCAGGGUGAUAGAGUUCUUCAAGAUUUAAACAUCCAGAAAGAGGCUGGUGGAUCCAAAAAAGCCUUGAUAAGAAAAUUUGAGGCAAAUGUGACAAACACAAUCAUGGAAAUUCACUUCCUCUGGGCUGGAAAAGGCACCUGUUGCAUUCCAUAUCAAAGCACAUAUGGCCCCUUAGUAUCAGCAAUCCACGCAUCUCAAGUAUCUGAAGGUGCUGCUGUCACUUCCACUCGCAAACGUAUGGGACAAAUUGUUGGAAUUGUAAUUGGAGCUGCGGCUGGGCUCGUGAUAAUGUCUUCCAUAUUCUACUUAUGGUGGAAAAAGGAUCCUCAGGAUCACAUGAGAAUUUUCAGAGACUCCCCAAGGAAACCACUAACAUAGGUCCCGCUCCAGGCUCUGCCUGCUGUAUUAUAUGUGCCUAAUGAAAUCCUGAAUAAUGCCUCUGCACUGCAUCAUUCUAUAAACAUAGAUAACAUUGUGGUCAAGCAGGUUUCUUUGGACAUCCUUGGCAUUUAAAGGGCCAGCUAUGAACAGUAGUACCAUGACCAUGUGGUGUAAUCUAUGAUUGGAAUGGCGAGCAGAAACUUGAACCAUGUCCAUACAUAAAUGGACAUAGUUGAAGACUUAAAUGUAAGCUUUAUGUCCGCUUCAUGUGGCUAUCUCAAGCUUUAUUAUAUUUAAAUCAUGCAAUCGCUCUCUUACCUUUCCAUCAUCCCCUGUUGUAGAAUUUAUGAAGUUGGGUUUUAGUGGUUUUCAUUUUAUUAUUUUUCUUUGCUUUUGUACCUUUCUUGAUGCCUAGAUGUUACUGAACCCGGAAAUCCGGGACCAUCUUUGCUUUUCCCAAUAAUGAACUUGGUUCAUUUUAAAUUUUUAUUUAAAAAACACUAAUAACACCAACCAAACGGACCAUGAAUAUAUCAACUUAAGAAAGCUUCCCCCAGUUAAA
Durio zibethinus is the source of this 3772-nucleotide messenger RNA. The record is from RefSeq and is a predicted model, not a curated record. NCBI's taxonomy places the organism in Eukaryota, Viridiplantae, Streptophyta, Magnoliopsida, Malvales, Malvaceae.